AUAUUGGUUGGUAGUCUGCCUCUGUUGCAAAGGGACACCCCUCCAUCUGUUCUCGGUGAAAAGGGCUGUUUUUAAUGCUAAAGAUAAAUUUCACCACAAACCUCAAAUUCAUUUUAUAACCAGUGCCAAUUACAAAAUAAAAGCUGCAGGAAGCAUUUCACUUGUCCCUUGCAUACUGCCUAAUUUUACCCCCAAAUUCAGUAGCCUAAAUACAUGCGUACAGUGGCUUACAAUGGACAGCACUGAGAAGAAAAAUUGAUAAUCUUCACGGAAGAGUAAUUUGAAUGAAAUUACAGUUGACAAGCAAUCUCAAAGCAAACUAAGGAGUGAGGGAGUCUGUAAGCUAAGCUCUGAGGGCUUGCCUAAGCCACUGCUGUUGGAGCUUCCAGGGUUUUAAAUAUUUUACUAAGGGCUUUGUUGAAUUUUGUGUAGCAGCUUCAAAUCAAGACACGCAACAAUGGAAGAGAAUAUGGAAGAAGGGCAGACACAAAAAGGGUGUUUUGAGUGCUGCAUUAAAUGCCUUGGUGGCAUUCCUUAUGCAUCCCUGAUUGCUACCAUCUUGCUUUAUGCUGGGGUGGCACUCUUCUGUGGCUGCGGACAUGAAGCACUCUCUGGAACGGUCACCAUUCUGCACAACUACUUUGAGGUGGCACGAUCUGCUGGGGACACCUUAGAUGUCUUUACAAUGAUUGAUAUCUUCAAGUAUGUCAUCUAUGGUGUGGCAGCAGCUUUCUUUGUUUAUGGGAUUCUGCUGAUGGUGGAGGGAUUCUUCACAACAGGUGCCAUUAAAGAUCUCUAUGGAGAUUUCAAAAUUACCACAUGUGGCAGAUGUGUUAGCGCCUGGUUCAUCAUGCUGACAUACAUCUUUAUGCUGGCCUGGCUUGGUGUCACAGCUUUCACCUCUCUACCAGUCUUCAUGUACUUCAAUAUCUGGACAAUCUGCCAGAAUACCACUGUUGUUGAAGGUGCCAACCUGUGCUUGGAUCUCCGUCAGUUUGGAAUUGUAACUAUUGGAGAGGAAAAAAAGAUAUGCACAGGUUCUGAGAAUUUCUUCAAGAUGUGUGAAUCAAAUGAGCUCGACCUGACAUUCCAUUUGUUUAUUGUUGCACUUGCUGGAGCUGGAGCAGCGGUCAUUGCCAUGAUCCACUACCUAAUGGUCCUCUCAGCCAACUGGGCUUACGUGAAAGAUGCCUGCAGAAUGCAAAAAUAUGAGGAUAUCAAAUCGAAGGAAGAACAAGAGCUUCAUGACAUCCACUCCACUCGCUCAAAAGAGCGACUCAAUGCAUACACAUAAAAUACACACUUGUUCUUAAAGUCCAUAUGUCACCUAUUUCACAUUACAAUCUGAUAUUAAACUACACUAUAAUAGUGUUCUAAAAAUAUAUACAUAUAUAUCAUUUAUACUUUUGCGCUGUAACUGUUUACAAUCGUAAAGCUUGUUUUGAGUGUUUCCGCCAAAAAGCCCUGAUUUCGAAUCUUGACAUCUGUGACGUCACUAGGGGAAAACACGAACCAUAAACCAUAAUCAGGCAUGCAUAUGCCUAUGGCAAAAAAAAAAAAAAAAAACUAUCAUAAGCACGGGCCUAUUUCGCGAUGGUUAAACUGUGUCAAAUAUACAUUUCACCUCAGAUAGGCGCAAGGAAAUGAAUGCAUUGCAUGAAAAAGUACUAUAUUGCGUGAAAGUAAAAUCAACGAGUUCGUCAGUGCACAAUGCAAAGAUCACGUCGUGCAACACAGUAACUAAAGCGUUUGUUGGUUUUUGACAGGUGCAAUUUUUUUUUUCUCUUGUAAGACACUGGUGCACAAGUUUUUUUACUUUUUUUUUACCAGCUUUAAUUAAACAAUUCCAUAUUGUUUACUGUUUAUCAAAAAUACAUUUUUAAAUAGCUGCAUCUAUAAGACACUUCAUAAAGAUAUAAAAAUGAUUACCAUAUUUGUUUUUUCUUACCCUGUAUACUAGUGCUCAAUAUUACUAGGAUAUCCACUGCGCAAAAUCAGUUCUCUGCAAGUGUUGCAUUUGUUUUUUCAGACGUCAGAUAUUAUGAUUGUUGUUGUUGUUGUUGUUGUUGUUGUUAUACAAUAUGCCGUUAUCAAAUAAACUCUGUGGCCCAAAACUACAUAAACAUGAGCACGGCUUUCACAUUGCUGACUUAACAAAAACAAUAACGUCAGAGUACUAUAAACCACCACAAACACAUUGCGUGCUCAAGUUUUCUGAUGCAGAAAUCAAAUGAAUGUAUCAUCCAGCUUUUUUAGGUAAACUUUUGAUGUUCAAUUGUAUCUUUAAGGUAAUGGUCAUAUGCACAUUAAGGGCAUCUGCCAAGAAAUAAUAAUUUCGUGCAGUUCACAAGGAGGUUUGGCCUAUUUCACUAAAUCGGGGAAAGCAUAAGUGUUUAUUUCGUGAAUGAAGCUGAGGAGCUAUACGUGACCAUGCAAGUCAUCUCGGCCCUGUAAUAUCAACAAUGCAUUUUUUGUUAAGUGGAUUGGAAACGGUAAACACUAUUUGCAACAUAUAAAUGGUACAAGAAACCAAAUCUAGAAAUACUUUUUUUUUUUUUUUUUUUUUAAUUGCCAUAAAUGAACUACUAGCCGGGGUUAACAGUAUACAAGAACAACAUUCAGAAUUGCCGACCUGCAGACAAGGGGGCGUGUCACUCGCAUUCCUCCUCCCAGUGGUUAUUUUCUCCUGCUGGAGGUUCAAAACAGUUCUGAAUCGGGCCUCAACCAUGUGUUCUUCCUCCUCACAAUUAAUUUCUUUACACACCACACUUCCGCUGCCCUUAUUGUAAUACAGACUCCUCAAAACGUCAGAGAAAUUCGUAAUGAUCGCUUUCACAGUCUGAAGCCAUGUAUAUCUCUCCUCUGUUCCUGGUAUGUGUUCCCCCCUAGUGACGUCAUGCCUACUUCAUGCAUCAUCGGUGGGUGGUUGGCAUUUUCCUGAAAUAUUGAUAGUUUUACAUCUCUCAGUGCUCUAAAAUUGACCAUGGAGAUUGCAUUUAUUGCUCAUUGUGAAAGUAAACUAAGUACAACCCCAAAGCCAAAAAAAAAUUUCUAUGUGAGAUAUGGACUUUAAGUUCCUGCUUUUUCUUUCUUCUCAGUUAACUUUUCUGAACUACUGUAAUGGUUUUGCCACAUAAACAUGGUCUGGGGGACAUGACACUAACUACAUUCUUGAGGAUAUCCCUUUGGGGGUUAUUUUUUAUUUGUAAUUUAAAUUGAGAUCAUUUUAGUUUUUAACUUAGUAAGUUCCUAUCUUAAUUCUGUGUAUGAAUUUGCAUUGCUUUACCAAUUAAUAUUCAAUGUCACUGUACAGGGAGGGAGGAAGGACUAUCGCUUAUUUCCACGUUUUGACUUCUAUACUAAUUUUACA
Molecule: messenger RNA, 3370 nt
Organism: Polyodon spathula (Mississippi paddlefish)
Lineage: Eukaryota; Metazoa; Chordata; Actinopteri; Acipenseriformes; Polyodontidae
Product: neuronal membrane glycoprotein M6-a
Exons: 7
Coding region: 458-1294 (278 amino acids)
Biological process (GO): neuron projection development
Cellular component (GO): filopodium; neuronal cell body; axonal growth cone
Source: RefSeq, a predicted model, not a curated record